AUGGGCAGACUCAUCAAGAACCACUGGGCACGCCUCAUCAUGAUGACGGCAGCAACUUACCAAGUCGCCGCCGCCCUCGAAGGCUUCUUCUGGCCCAAGAUAUUCUGGGACUUUGCCACCAAGAACCUCGACGGCGCCGUCAAGCCCAUCCCCGUCCUGCAAAUCAUCAACCUCCUCUUCGGCCUCGGCAUGCUCGCCCUCGAGUGGCCCCUCGGCGCCGUCGCCGGCACCAGCCUCCACCGCUCCCUCGAGUUCCGCCUCAUCUUCCUGCCCCUCACCAUCCUCACCUCGGUCCUCAUGUACCAGUCCACCAACCCGGCCAUCUACUACCUCAUCGGCCUGGGCGUGUACUUUUGGGCCUACAGCGAAGGCGAGAUAAUUUGUGCGAAACCUUGGACGCUGCCUCAGCGCUUACCACGCAACGGCCUCUCACGAGCAUAA
Messenger RNA from Akanthomyces muscarius, 441 nucleotides. RefSeq lists its product as uncharacterized. The record is from RefSeq and is a predicted model, not a curated record. The transcript has 3 exons. The coding region runs from base 1 to 441 and encodes 146 amino acids. NCBI's taxonomy places the organism in Eukaryota, Fungi, Ascomycota, Sordariomycetes, Hypocreales, Cordycipitaceae.